AUGGCAUCAAGUUGUGAUCAGUUUGAAGCAUGGAGAGACCUGAGAGGCAAAGUCGUGAUGGUUACGGGUGCAUCCUCCGGUCUUGGUCGGGAUUUUUCAAUUGAUUUAGCAAAAGCCGGUUGCAAAAUCAUUGCUGCUGCACGUCGAACAGAUCUCCUCAAGUCACUAUGCGAUGAAAUUAACAACAUGGAAUUAAAUUUAAUCUCUGAUGAUCAUAUUGAUGAUGAUGUUCAUGAGGCAAACCAAGGUCAAAUUGCAGUGGCGAUUGAGCUUGAUAUCUGUGCUGAUGGUCCUACCAUUGAAGCCUCCGUGCAAAAGGCUUGGGAGACUUUUGGCCGGAUCGAUGUUCUGAUCAACAACGCCGGUAUUCGAGGUAAUCUGAGUUUGGUUUUGAGCAAGAUGAAUUUUACGAUGUAA
Messenger RNA from Lactuca saligna, 417 nucleotides. Lineage: Eukaryota; Viridiplantae; Streptophyta; Magnoliopsida; Asterales; Asteraceae. The record is from the annotation of a GenBank genome assembly.